This is a messenger RNA of Corythoichthys intestinalis (scribbled pipefish), 6971 nucleotides long. RefSeq names its product USP6 N-terminal-like protein. Lineage: Eukaryota; Metazoa; Chordata; Actinopteri; Syngnathiformes; Syngnathidae. The transcript has 13 exons. Bases 4583 to 6766 code for a protein of 727 amino acids. The record is from RefSeq and is a predicted model, not a curated record.
AGACUGAGCGGACGACCUUUCACUCACUUUUCAUCUUGGUGCUGAAAUCCUCCGUUAUUCGUGGACGAAACAAAUUGGAUUCUCAGUGCUGGAUUCAUGAUAUUAAUUGCGGAAUUCCAAUUUUUCAAUUGACUGCCAUUAAUUGCAGACUUAAAACUUAACUGUAGGUUCCGAGUUGGCCAUGAGAGGGCUUGCGCGUCCUCGUCAUUUCUGGGGUACCUUCUGCUUAUUUGUGGCGCUUUCUGUUGAUCUCCGGGCAUUCUCAGCUCACUUCUUGUGGAUUUUGGGUCGUUUCUGGGGAACUUUCUCUUCAUUUUUGGUGACUUCCCGUUGAUUUGGGGUCAUUACUGCUUGAUUUGGGGGACAUUUUUGGGUUAGGUUGGUUAUUUUGGUGACUUCCUGUUGAUUUUGGGUCAUUACCGGUUGAUUUGGGAUCAUUUCUGGGGGACAUUGUCUAUUUCUGGCACUUCCUGUUAAAUUUGGGGAAUUUUCAGGUCGCUUUCUGUUGAUUUCUGGGUAUUUUCAGCGCACUUCUUGUUGAGUUUGGGUCAUUCGUGAUUGAUUUAGGAAAAUUUUGGGGUCAUUUUUGGGUUACGUUGUUUAUUUUGGUGACUUCCUGUUGAUUUCGGGGGACUCUCGGAUCAGUACUUGUCGAUUUUGCUCACUACCUUUUGAUUUGGAGUCAAUUCUGGGGCACACAGUUUUAUUUUGGUCACUUCCUGUCAAUUUGGGGGAAUUUUCAGGUCACUUUCUGUUGAAUUCCGGGCAUUGCCAGCUCACUUCAUGUUGAUUUUGCGUCGUUUCUGGGGAACGUUUUAUUUUAGUCACUUCCUGUUCAUUUUGGGUCAUCACCGGUCGAUUUUGGGUCAUUUCUGGGCAAUGUUUAUUUUAGUCGAUGCCUAUUGAUUUUGGAGAAUUUUGGGUUUAUUAUGGGGCCAUUUGUGGAUUACGUAGUUUGUUUUGAUGACUACCUGUUGAUUUUGGUUCAUUUCUGUGGCACUUUGGCUUUUUUUGGGGGUCACUUCCAUCCAACCAUGCAUCCAUUUUCUUCCGCUUAUCUGAGGUUGGGUCACGGGGGCAGCAGCUUCAGAGGUGAAGCCCAGCAACUUCAGCCAGCUCUUCUUGGGGGAUCACAAGGCGUUCCCAGCCCAGCCGGGAUGUCUCCCCAGCAUGUCCUGGGUCGGCCCCGAGGCCUCCUCCCUGUGGGACUUGCCCGGAACACCUCACCAGGGAGGUGCCCCGGAGGCAUCCUAAUCAGAUGCCCGGGCCACCUCGUCUGGCUCCUCUCGAUGAGGAGGAGCAGCAGCUCUACUCCGAGCCCCUCCCGGAUGACCGACGAGCAGCAGCUCUACUCCGAGCCCCUCCCGGAUGACCGACGUUCUCACCUUAUCUCUAAGGGAGAGCCCUGACACCCCAUGGAGGAAACUCAUUUCGGCCGCUCGUAUCCGGGAUCGUUCUUUCGGUCACGACCUACAGCUCGUGACCAUAGGUGAGGGUAGGAACAUAAAUCGACCAGUAAAUAGAGAGCUUUGCCUUUUGGCUCAGCUCCCUCUUCACCACGACGGACCGAUGCAGAGUCCGCAUCACUGCAGACACGGCACCGAUCCGCCUGUCGAUCUCCCGUUCCAUUUUUCGUCACUCGUAAACAAGACCCCAAGAUACUUGAACUCCUCCACUUGGGGAAGGACCUCAUCCCUGACCUGGAGAGGGCAUUCCACCUUUUCCCGACUGAGGACCAUAGUCUCGGAUUUGGAGGCGCUGAUUCUCAUCCCGACCGCUUCACACUCGGCUGCGAACCGCUCCAGUGAGAGCUGAAGGUCAUGGCCCGAUGACGCCAACAACACCACAUCAUCCCGCAGAAAGCCGAGAUGCGAUAUUGAGGCCACCAAACCGGGCCCCCUCAGUGCCCUGGCUGCGCCUAGAUAUUCUGUCCAUAAAGGUAAUGAACAGAACCGAUGACGCAGGGCAGCCAUGUCCAACUGUCACUGGAAACGAAUCCGACUUACAACCGGCUACACGGACCAAACUCUGACACCGGUCAUACAGGGACUGAAUCCCCCGUAUCAGGAAUUUUAAUACACCAUACUCCCGGAGCACCUCCCACAGGACUCUCUGGGGGACACGGUCGAAUGCCUUCUCCAAGUCCACAAAACACAUGUUGACUGGUUGGGCAAAGUCCCAUGACCCCCCGAGAACCCUGCUGAGGGUAUAGAGCUUAUCCACUGUUCCCGGCCCAGACGAAAACCCCACUGCUCCUCUUCAAUCAGAGAUUCGACUUCCCGAUGGAACCUCCUCUCCAGUACCCCUGAGUAGACCUUCCCAGGGAGGCUGAGGAGUGUGAUCCCCCUAUAGUUGGAACAAAUCUUCCGCCCCCCCCCCCCUUUUAAAAAGAGGGACCACCACCCCGGUCUGCCAAUCCAGAGGCACUGUCCCCAGUCCACGCGAUGUUGCAGAGGCGUGUCAACCAAGACAACCCCACAACAUCCAGAGCUUUUAGAAACUCCGGGCGGAUCUCAUCCAACCCCGGGGCUCUGCCACCGAGGAGCUUUUUAACCACCCCGUUGACUUCAACCCCAGAGAUAGGAGGACCCGCCUCGGAGUCCCCAGGCUCUGCUUCCUCAUGGGAAGGCGUGUUGGUGGAAUUGAGGAGGUCUUCAAAGUAUUCGGCCCACUGACUCACAACAUCCCUGGUCUAGGUCAGCAGCGCCCCAUCCACAAUAUACACCGUGUUGGUAGUGCACUGCUUUCCUUUCCUGAGACGCCUGAUGGUGGACCAAAAUUUAUUUGAAGUCGUUCUCCAUGGCCUCACCGAACUCCUCCCAUGCACGGGUUUUCGCCUCGGUGACCACCCGAGCCGCGUGCCGCUUGGCCAGUCGGUACCCAUCAGCUGCCUCUGGAGUCCCGUAGGCCAAAAAGGCACGACAGGACUCCUUCUUCAGCUUGACGGCAUCCCUCACCGAUGGUGUCCACCAGCGGGUUCCGGGAUUGCCGCCACGUCAGGCACCGACCACCUUGUGACCGCAGCUUCGGUCAGCCGCCUCAGCGAUAGAGGCGCGAAACACGGUCCAUUCGGACUCAAUGUCUCCUGCCUCUCCCUGGACAUUGGGAGAAGCUCUGCCGGAGAUGGGAGUUGAAACUCCUCCGGACAGCGGACUCCGCCAGGCGUUCCCAGCAGACCCUCACAAAACGUUUGGGUCUGCCGGGCCGGACCGGCAUCUUCCCCCACUAUCUGCGCCAACUCACCACCAGGCGGUGAUCGGUUGACAGCUCCGCCCCUCUCUUCACCGGAGUGUCCAAGACAUGCGGCGGCAAGUCCGAUGACACGACUAUAAAGUCGAUCAUCGAACUACGGCCUCGGGUGUCCUGGUGCCAAGUGCACAUAUGGACACCCUUAUGCUUGAACAUGGUGUUCAUUAUCGACAAUCCGUGACGGGCGUAGAAGUCCAACAAUAGAACACCGCUCGGGUUCUGAUCAGGGUGGCCGUUCUUCCAAAUCACGCCCCUCCAGGUCAUUGCCCACGUGAGCAUUGAAGUCCCCCAGCAGAACGUCCCAGAAGGUGUGCUCUCCAGCACCCCUUCCAAGGACUCCAAAAAGAGUGAGUGCUCUGAACUGCUGUUUGGUGCAUAAGCACAAACAACAGUGAGGACCCGUCCCCCCAACCGACGGUCAUUUGUGAGGCACAGAGUUUUAUUUUGGUCACUUCCUGUUGAUUUUGGGUCGUUACCAGUUGAUCUGGUGUUAUUUCUGAGGGAUCUUUGCUUUAUUUUGCUUAGUUUCUGUUGAUUUUGACUCAUUUCUCUUUUAUUUUUGGUCACCUGCUGUUGAUUUUGGGUCACUACCACCAUUUCUGGGAGACUUUCUUUUUAUUUGUGUCACUUUUUGUUAAUUUUGUGGAAUUUCCAGGUCCCUUUCUGUUGAUGUGGGGGCAUUCUCGGCUGACCUCUUGUUGAUUUUUCGGGUCAUUUCUGGGUCACAUUCUGUUGAAUUUGGGGAAUUUCCCCAAGAAUUAAACACUGCUUUUGGCCCCCGAUCACCCUCUUAGUUGUUUUUUGAAAUUCACAGUUAAACUAGUGCCCUUUUAGGGGUUAAGCGAAUGAUGGUCGUUGCUUGGAUACGCUUUUCAAAAACAGCUAACCACUUCCUCACAACCUGGCUCACCGAAACACACUCGCACUUAUGACAAACGUACAUUCUGUUGCAUUCGUGUGCUGAAUAAAUGUCUGCAAUAUUAAUUGAUUGAUUGAUUUGGUCUCUUCCUGUUGAAACGAGGGCCUUUUUGGCUCCCUUCCUGCUGAUUUUAGGGCACUUGUGGGUCAUCCCGUUCAUUUCGUCACUUCCUGCUCAAUUUGGGGCAUUUUUGGCCGACUUCCUGUUGAUUUUCAACGGCAGGCAAUGAGUUCAUCGACUUGGUGGUUUGUAACGGCCGUAGACAAAAGCAGUAAGGUGAGACUGGAGGUUCUUUGCCGUUUUAGCUGAUGCUAGCUGCUGUGAAAGGAGUGGUUUCCUUUCCCCCCCCCAAUAUCUACACAAUACAGUCUGUAGUCAGAAGACUCAACACGGGAAGUCAGCGGUGAUGGACGGAUGGACAAACAGCCCCAGGAAGUUGAACAUGUGGAUUCCCACAUGGGGGACUCACCUCAGAUAUCUUUUUUUGUUGUUGUUCUAGUUGGAGAGAUGAAGAAAGACAUCGACGCACUGUUAGCACAGGAACGUGCUGACAUCAUUUCCAAGUAUGACAAGGGCAGGCUGCAGGGCGUCCCGGCGGAGUCUUGGGAGGACGCCGACUACGGCGUCUACAAGGUGACGGACCGAUUGGGUUUCCUGCAUGAGAAAGAGUUACCGACGCCCGGCGUGCUGGAGGAAAAGCAAAAGCAGCAGGAGAUGGAGCGUGUGCAAAAGUGGCUGAAGAUGGUGAAGAACUGGAGCAAAUACAAGAACGGCGACAAGUUGGCGAAGCGCGUUUAUAAAGGCAUCCCGCUCCAGCUGAGAGGUCAAGCCUGGUCCUUGCUUUUGGACGUGGACAAAGUCAAAGGAGACAACCCGGGAAAAUAUGAGAAAAUGAAGCUGCAGGCUCGGAACUUCUCCACGGAGAUCAAACAGAUCGACUUGGACGUCAAUAGAACCUUCAGGAACCACAUCAUGUUCAUGGAGCGCUUUGGAGUCAAGCAACAAGCACUCUUUCACGUAUUGGCAGCCUACUCCGUCUACAACACGGAGGUGAGCUACUGUCAGGGGAUGAGUCAGAUCGCCGCCAUGCUGCUGAUGUACCUGAACGAGGAGGACGCCUUCUGGGCCCUGUCCCAGCUCCUUACCGACAACAAGCACGCCAUGCACGGUUUCUUCAUCCCGGGUUUCCCCAAACUGCAGCGUUUCCAGGCUCACCAUGAGCGGAUCCUCUCCAAAAUGCUUCCCAAAGUCAGGAAGCACCUGGAGCGAGAGCAGAUGUCCUGCGGGCUUUACACCACCAAGUGGUUCCUCCAGUGCUUUAUUGACCGAAGCCCGUUUACCCUCACUCUGCGCUUAUGGGACAUCUACAUUCUGGAAGGGGAGAAGAUGCUGAGCGCCAUGGCUUACACCACCCUCAAGUUACACAAGAAGCGUUUGCUGAAGUUCCAGUUGGAGGAGCUGAGGGAGUUCCUUCAGGAGCAGCUGGCCGCUUCCUUCCUGCUUCCGGACGACGCGGUGGUGGAGCAACUGCAGGCCGCCAUGGCCGAGCUACGCGCUAAAAAGUUGGACAAACCCCCUCCAGCCAAGUCAGAGGAGCUCCCCAUGAAGCCCCUGGGCAGAGAGCUCCCCGUCGUCCUGCUGCCUCUGCUCACCGACUCCCCCGGCGAGGUCAAACCCGGGCAUCGGGGAGCGCCUCCUUCGCCGUCGCCCGAAGCCGCCUCUUCUCCUUUGGCGGCGCGUAGAGCCCCUUCGUUAUCCCGUGUCGAGGAAGACCACGUCGGCCGGGGACGGACCCCGGACGCCCGGGAGGAGCCGGCGGAUUGGCCCCCGCCUCCUCCGGAAUUUGCGGGCGCGCCCACGGAGAUGUGGGACUUGCCGGAUCUUCCGCCUCCGCCGCCGCCCUUUUCCCCGACGGAGAGGGAGCAAACGUUCAGUUCUCCGACGGACGGGCACAUUUUGGCCGGGUUUACGGCGCAUUUGCACGGGCUGGCGCCCCCUCAGGCCGACAGGCGACCUUCCGCAGUUUCUCAGUACGACAACCUGUCGGAAGCGGACGACGGGCGGAGCUCCCCGGCGCCCGGCCGAGAAGAUGUUCUUUUCCAGAGAGACUACGAGCCCGCCCGUCAUCUGCCCACGUUAUGGCCCCUCCACACCGUGGCCGCUGUGCCACAGGAGGCAAAAUAUACACACGAUGAGCGGCGGACGCCCGCGACCUCGUCCUCUGUACUCGUGAGCUUGCCGGCCUCAGCCCUCAAACAGAUUCCCUUCCAAAGAGACGACAAGCCCGCUCCCCGGCCACCCCUUUGCCAGGCCAGUUUGCCUCAGGCGGCAAAAUACAGAGACGAUGAGCGGCGGGUACCCGCGACCCAGUGUCCCGCGCCGGCCCCCCAAAACGAGCCCGCCCAUCAUCCGCCCACAUUACGGUUGCCUCAGGAGGCAAAAUAUAAAGACGGCGAGCGGCGGGCACCUGCGACCCCGCCUCCUCAUUUCUCCCGUAGCCCCCGGGACCGAUCGGCCUUUCCGUCGCCGCUCUUGUACACGGGGCCCUCGUCCGGCGCGGACUUUUGCAGGCAUCUACCAAAGUCUGUCGCGUUUUGAAGUGGAAUUGACACAUCUACUGAACUUUGCAGUGUCAAACUCUGGAGCUAAAAAGGUCCGUUGUGGUCACGUCCUAUUGAUUUUAAACAUUUCUGGGUAACAUCCUGUUUGGAAUUGACAAAUCAACAGAGCUUUGCGGUGUCAAUCCUUUUGUUGCGUUGCAAAAUGUGUGAAGAAAUAAAAUCGCUGCAUUUUUCUUUUUACU